CCCGAAGAUGGGGGAUGGGGUUGGGAACGCGCCGAUGAACUCCGCCUGGGAAAGUUGCCUCGACACCUGUAGGAGAGUAGUUUCACCACAAAAACGAGGAAAUUGAAAACUUCUAUUUACAUAAAAUGAAGAAAAUGCGCUGAUGAAGCGUUGCUUCGACAAAUGUUGCAUGGUUUUAUCAAAUUAAUUGUUUGUAUCGAUUGACUAAAGGUUGGCCGUCUUUUAGGAGCUUCCGCGUUGGAAUGGCGAAGAACAAAAUAGGAAAUAUUAUCUUGCUUGCGCUUCUGCUUGGUUUCCUGCCAACAGAGGUGUUUUCUAUCCAGGUGAUUGUUCCUCAGACAGAGAGGAGUACGGCUCUCUUUGCCUCGGUCAUCAUACGCUGUGACUACUCCACCUCCGCCAAUGCACAGGAAGUCCUGGUCACCUGGCGCUACAAGUCCUUCUGCAAGGACCCCGUGCUGGAAUUCUACUCAACAGCCUAUCAGGCUGCUCUGCAGCUGGGCCAGGAUCCAGCCAAUGACUGUCCAGACCGCCAGCGCACCAUUCGCACAGUCAUCCAGAAGAAGGGAACCAAUGAGGCCACCCUGGGCUCUGAGUAUCGGGAGCGCAAGAUAUCCAUCCAAAACAAGGCCGACCUGGUUAUGAAUGAGGUGAUGUGGUGGGAUAACGGUGUGUACUUCUGCUCCAUCGAUGCACCGGGAGACACUUCCGGAGACUCAGACCGCGAGGUCAAACUCAUUGUUUACCAUUGGCUGACGGUGCUGUUCAUCAUCAUCGGGGCUCUGCUGCUCAUCAUGCUGUUCUGUAUCUGCUGUUGUCAAUGCUGCCCCCAGAAGUGCUGCUGCUACAUCCGCUGUCCCUGCUGCCCACAGACCUGCUGCUGCCCUGAGAAAGUGGUGAUGCAGCACAGGAUGAUACGAGAGGCCCAGAAGGCCAUGGCCCCCUGGAUGCACGGCCAGCCUAUCUACGCCCCCAUCAGCAACCACUCCUCCCAGGGCAACCCAGUGAUGUACUCAGGCUCGUUCUCCGAUGGGUACCCUACCAAGCCCAACUUUGCCAUGGCCCCGAUGGGCCCCUCGCCCCUCCAGCUGCAGCCUCCCCCUAUCCCCCAACACCACAUGCCUCAACACCAAUAUGGUAUUCACCACGGUAACGGCAGCAUGCACGGCGGGAGCGCGCACGACACCAACCAGAUGCUGGACUUUCUGGAAAGCCAGAUGAGGGGGGUUCACAGCCAGAUGCCCCCUCCCCCUCAUCAGCACUUGUCUCCCCACGCCCACCAGUACCAGCCCCAGGGAGGCCACCAGGGGGUCCCCUUCACGGCCGGCCCCCCCAGCAUGCUGUCUGCCCUGGAUGAGAUGGGGAUGAGGGGGGUGGAGAGGAGAGUGAUCACCUUGCCCCCUAUCGUCCAGCGGGUACCCAGUUUCUCCUCUCGCAGGGGGACUGGAGGGGGAGGAGGGACCAGUGGCGCUCCAAGAAUAUCCAGCGGCAGCACCAACCGCACUGGGGGUGGCGGCGGUGGGCGUUACAGUGACAACCGGCGUGACAAACACGACUCCACCCCUCCGCGGCAAGGAAUCCUGCGUAGCUACAGCGACGAGUCAGACUGGGAUGACCGGAGGGGAGUGCCAAAGAGGGAGGGGCAAGGCUCGGCCGGGAGGAGGACUGGGGGGUCUGGGUCGGCGCCACGGUCCCGUAGUCGUGACGACAUGAUGGAGGAGCUGCGUCGGUCAGCCCUUGCCAGGCAAGAUAGGACCCACUCACCUCCUGCCCAUCGACAACGGUCCUGGAGCUCGGAUGAGGAAGACAGCAGGAGGGGAGGGAAAAGGGGAGGCAAGGGGAAGCUGUGGCCAGAGAAACCCCCCAGCUACUCCUCCAUCGAGAUCCAGCACGGCAACAGGAGGAACUACGACCGCUACUCAGAUAAGAGCUCUCGUAGUGGUACCAGUGUGGUGAUCUGAAACCGGUGUCUGCCUGCCUGAAACCUACCUGAAACCUGCCUGUCUCCCUUUUCCUCAGUGUAAACUUAUGGUUUGUGUCUCCACAAAAUGUUUGUUUUUCGGUCUCCACUGUCUGUCUGUCUCCACAAACAGUCUCUGUCUGUCUGCCUUUGGACGAGAAGUGACACCAAAAGGAUUAUUAAGCGUAAUUGAGUCCAGAGACGUGAUAGUCUAGCAUCCCAUUGUCACAUAACUACGGGUCUCUGAGACCACUUCCCAAACGAGCAUCUGCCCAAAAUUCCCAACCAACACGGCUCUGCGUACGCAUCCUAUAUUAAUUUGAAUGUGUUGACAAUUGGAGAAAUUGCUUGAGCCACGCUGAGAAAAGUAUGAAAGCUAAUGUUCCAAUAUUCUAGAUCACGCAUACACGUUUUGGACUCUGAUAGACGCUAUAGAAUGUAUUGUAAUAAGGUGACUCCGGUGCCUUUAUACCUGUACAGGCGUAGAGGUUAAACACUACUUAUGUAAUAUUGUGCUAUACUUUAUAUAGAAUGGGAUUGAAGGGCAAGGUGUAUAUGGGGGGAGGGCUAGAAUACCGGAAUCUUAAGGCACAUAUUUUACCUGUUGAAAUCCAUGUGAUUUUUAAAAUUAUUUUAGAAUCCUUUUAUUUUUUUAUAUUUUUUUUUACACAUUUACCUAUGAGACAAUGUAAAACACAGCACUAUCACGUCAAUAGUAAGAAAUAUAAUUCAUUUUUUAAAUUGUACAUUUCAUCAAAUGUGUAUCUGUUUUCUUAUUUUAAAUAGUUGUAUACAAUGUUUUGUUGUAGAUUGUGUAGUGUGUGACUGUUUCUGGUUCAGUUUUCCUCAAGUGCCUCUGUCUGUUUAUAGUUGUAUGUUGUUGUUUUUUUUAGUCGGUGGUGGGAUAAAUUAUUCCGUUGGUCUUGUACUGGGGAUUUUGUACUUGGGAUUUAAAUGAAGUCAAGUGUAACCAUCA
Molecule: messenger RNA, 2936 nt
Organism: Oncorhynchus nerka (sockeye salmon)
Lineage: Eukaryota; Metazoa; Chordata; Actinopteri; Salmoniformes; Salmonidae
Gene: ildr1b
Product: immunoglobulin-like domain containing receptor 1b
Exons: 8
Coding region: 243-1961 (572 amino acids)
Cellular component (GO): plasma membrane
Molecular function (GO): high-density lipoprotein particle receptor activity
Source: RefSeq, a predicted model, not a curated record